AUGGAUCAGGUCUCUCGCUCUCUUCCUCCACCUUUUCUCUCAAGAGAUCUCCAUCUUCACCCACACCAUCAAUUCCAGCAUCAGCAGCAGCAACAACAGAAUCACGGCCACGAAAUCGACCAGCACCGAAUCGGCGGUUUAAAACGCGACCGAGACGCUGAGAUCGAUCCCAACGAGCACUCGUCAGCCGGAAAAGAUCAAAACACUCCCGGCUCUGGCGGAGAAAGCGGCGGCGGAGGAGGAGGAGAUAACCAUAUCACGAGAAGGCCACGUGGCAGACCAGCAGGAUCCAAGAACAAACCGAAACCACCGAUCAUCAUCACUCGAGACAGCGCAAACGCUCUCAAAUCUCAUGUCAUGGAAGUUGCUAACGGAUGUGACGUCAUGGAAAGCGUCACCGUCUUCGCUCGCCGUCGCCAACGUGGCGUCUGCGUUUUGAGCGGUAACGGCGCCGUUACAAACGUUACCAUACGACAACCAGCUUCGGUACCUGGCGGUGGCUCGUCGGUCGUCAACUUACACGGACGUUUCGAGAUUCUUUCUCUCUCGGGAUCUUUCCUUCCUCCUCCGGCUCCACCGGCUGCUUCCGGACUAACGAUUUACUUAGCCGGUGGUCAAGGACAGGUCGUCGGAGGAAGCGUGGUGGGCCCACUCAUGGCUUCAGGACCUGUGGUGAUUAUGGCUGCUUCGUUUGGAAACGCUGCGUAUGAGAGGUUGCCGUUGGAGGAAGAUGAUCAGGAAGAGCAGCAAACGGCUGGAGCGGUUGCUAAUAAUGUCGAUGGGAACGCAACGCUUGGCGGUGGGACGCAAACGCAGACUCAGUCGCAGACGCAGCAGCAGCAGCAACAGUUGAUGCAAGAUCCGACAUCGUUUAUACAAGGAUUGCCUCCAAAUCUUAUGAAUUCUGUUCAAAUGCCAGCUGAAGCUUAUUGGGGACCUCCUCGACCAUCUUUCUAA
Messenger RNA from Microthlaspi erraticum, 957 nucleotides. The record is from the annotation of a GenBank genome assembly. Lineage: Eukaryota; Viridiplantae; Streptophyta; Magnoliopsida; Brassicales; Brassicaceae.